Malaya genurostris is the source of this 13231-nucleotide messenger RNA. RefSeq names its product protein sidekick (gene sdk). NCBI's taxonomy places the organism in Eukaryota, Metazoa, Arthropoda, Insecta, Diptera, Culicidae. The transcript has 18 exons. Bases 1483 to 8577 code for a protein of 2364 amino acids. Gene Ontology annotation, biological process: cell-cell adhesion. Gene Ontology annotation, molecular function: protein binding. The record is from RefSeq and is a predicted model, not a curated record.
UCGUCGCGUUUGGUGCUCCGGUAGAUGUUUUGACGUGUUGCUGUUCAGGUAAUAUCUGGUCUUCUGGUAGUGUUGUGUGGUGUUCAACACUUUACCGUUACAUGUGCCCGCACCGGUGGCGGUAGUGGUGUUAAUUCAUUCACAAGAACCGAUCAGUUUACCACUACAAGUUCGAUUUUGAUCCAGCUUCACUAGCUGAGAGGCUAGCCAAAAGCCGCCCGUCUUGAAGCGUGUGCAAGAUGAUGUGAAACAAAAGAACGAGCGAUCUAGUAACACAAAUACAAAUACAACUAGUGCUGGAGAAUAGCAAUCGUUUGCCGUUUUUUCGUGUACGAUCAUCGUUGGUAGUCGGAGAGAUCAAAUUUCCGCAGGACUGAAUAAAUUCAGUGAGAUGUGAGUGGAGUAUAUUGUUUCAUCGAAACUUGAAUUGUGCAAUGGUGGGUAGCGAUAAUCGUUUGCCAACGGAUUCUAUCUGUCAGCAGUGCAAAGUUUAAACAAAGUGCUAUAUAGUGAAGGAAUUUAUUCAGCUGAUGAUUUGAGCUGCUUACCGCGGUGGUAACAGGAUACAGACAGCAAGCAAAGCGAACAGAAUCCUACAGGUGUGUGUUCGAUCUACCGCGCCAUCGUCGGUUGGCCGUUCGUCUUCUUCUUCACUGGGUGUGAUGUCAGUCGACCGUGCGACCGUGAGAAACAAGCUAAAAGUGGCUGAAUUUCGAUUUUAGUGUUGUGAAUAAGCAAAGAAAAAAAAGAAAGAACAACCUUUAACAUAAGUCUGCGAUCUGUGUUCUUGUUUUGGAGAAUGCAAAGGGCAAUGAAAAAACGGGAACGUUGCUAGUGUUUACUACGUUUUCCAGAUAACGGUGUUUUGAUGUUUUUUUGAGUCGGUGUCUUCGCACUCGCAUGAUCGCACUCAACACUGGAAUGUACUGAGUUUGUUUAGCGUCACGAAGCUACAACCAAAUGUUCCUUAACUGCAGCAAAAAGAAAAGAAUUAUGUAGCUCUUCAAGUGAGCGACUAAUCUAGUGCGGUAUACUUUGUAGUCUUAUUUCGGAAAGAGUUGAUCGGUAAUACGUAGAGUAAUGAAAAAGUGUUUGUGCUGUGUUUGUAAGAAAAAAUAAUGAAGCACAUGCAUUGUUGGUACGUGUUCUUAUCGUUUGAGUGAUGGCCGCGAGUAAAUAUUAGAUUGCGGUGUGGUGCUGUAACAAGCCCCAACGUUGUUUUUUUUUCCUAGUGCGCGCGCUUUGUGAGGAUUUCUCAAUCGACUACCUUCCCGAUAAGAGUGAUAAACGGGUCCAACUCAUUGUUAUCGUGGAACGAGUUUUCUACUCUUAUCAAACCCAGCAACGGUUGGUAGAAGAAAAAAAAACCUCAUCAGUCACAACUACUCGGUCGGUUAUUUAUUGACGAAGCAGUAUUACGGAAAUAGGCUUAGUGAUAGUGAUUAAUAAUAUGUGCAAGGCUGCGCAAUAGAGCAUCGAAAAAUGGAAGCUCACGAACGACUCACGGUUCAUCGUCUAGAUCGGCAGCUAGCCCGAAAGGAAACUAUGGUAGCCGGCUCGGGGUGCCGUUCCAGUGAGCACUGCGCUGACGUUGGUGUGGGCAAACCAGUUUACGCAUCAGCAGCCAGAAUGUUGCGGCGUCGCGACACUGCUACGAUGUACUCGCGAGCUAGACCUAAUGGGUCAAGCCGGGUGUUAUCAGUUUGGACGCUGUUUGCGGCUGUAUCGUUGGUGCUGCUCGCUGGCGUUACGCAGCUAUCGACCGUUAAUGCAGAACCACAAAUGCAGGCGCCACGCUUCACGACGCAACCAUCGUCGUCCGGUUCUAUGGUGAACGAAGGUCGAACCAAGAUACUUCAGUGCCAUGCUUUGGGUUAUCCACAACCCAUGUAUCGAUGGCUGAAAAAUGGCGUCCCGGUGGGAGAUUUCGACAACAGUCAAUACCUGAAAAUUCUAAGUACAACGAAGGACGACGCCGGUUCGUAUCAAUGUUUGGCGAAAAAUGACGCGGGUACGAUAUUCAGCGAAAAGAUUGACGUUGUAGUCGCUUAUAUGAGCGUCUUCGAAGAUCUUACCGAACGAGUUGUAUCGGUACAAUCGGGCUACCCGGCCAUACUGAACCUAUCGCGGAUAGAAUCUGUCCCGGAACCGUCGGUUACCUGGCAGACCGAGGAGGGACCGCUGAACUACGACAUUAAGUACGCAACGACGGCCGACAAUCAGUUGAUCAUUCUGAGCGUCGACGAAAAUGACAUGAAGUCCUAUCGAGCCCGUGCCAUCAAUACGCAAAUCGGCAAGGAGGAAAUCAGUGCAUUCAUUCGGGUUAAUAUAACGGGCAGUUCGUACGGGGAGGUGGCCCCGGAAAUUAUAGUGGAACCGAAAAGCAUGAAAGUUGUUCGCGGGGAGCAGACUGUGCAGCUGGAGUGUAUUGCCAAUGCCAGACCGCUGCAUGAGUUAGAAACUAUUUGGUUGAAGGAUGGGAUUGCCAUUGAAAAUGCCGGGAUUCAGUAUGCCCACACGGAUCCGUGGAACCGAACGCUUGCGUUGCUGUAUGUAAAUUUGACACACACCGGCCAAUACACGUGUCAAGUGCAGAUGCGAACUGGUGGCCAUCCAACGGUUUACUCGGUAGCUACGGUGACCGUACAAGAGCCUCCAUCGUUUUUUACACCCUUCCGGACGGAAACUUUGGGGGAUUAUGGUUCGAAAACGGUACUCCCUUGUGAUGUGAUCGGAGAACCCAUUCCGUACGUUACGUGGUUUAGAAACGCAGAGGGACUUGAUUUGUCAACGGAUCGAUACACGGUUUUGGACGAUCAUUCACUUGUAAUCAAGAAGCUCAGCAUGGAGGAUUCGGCAUUGUUCCAGUGUUUGGCCAGCAACGAAGCCGGAGAAAAAUCCGGUUACACUUGGCUCAAAGUUAAAAAUAACACCGACCAUCCAGCCGUGCUCAAGCACCUAAUCCUAUACAAUCAGUUCAUUCGUAACAAACGUCUGGCCCAGCCCAGAAUCAUUCGUGUACGCAAUUCUGCAACGGCAGCAAACUCGACGGCAUCCACCACCAUCACCAGCAUCAGCGGAGGCACCACCGGAGCCACUGGUACCAAUAACUCGACUCGUGGUCGCAAAAAAUCGGUGACCAGCAGUCCGUCUUCUGUUUCGGUCCCAUCCACAACGUCAAGCAUCACGGCACGUGCCGAGAAUAUUUCCUCUGACGUUGGACCUGCCAUUCCCAUCAUGGAACUACCGCCCACCAAUCAAACAGUUCUGGACGGAAAGGACGCCACAAUGCACUGUCGAGCAGUCGGAGCCCCUAGCCCGAACAUCACCUGGAUAUUUAAUGAAUCAGAAGGUAUCGAACUAUCCGGUCGAAUUCAGAUUCUCGAUACGGGCGAUCUACUGAUUUCCAACGUACGAGAAUCGGAUGCCGGACUGUACACUUGUGUUCGUGCCAACGAAGCUGGAAUUGUCACCGGGGAAGCAUUCCUCAGUGUGAUGGUGAGGACCCAGAUCGUGCAGCCGCCGGCGGAUACCACCGUACUGCUCGGUCACACCGCUGCGCUCCAGUGUCGAGUUUCGUCCGAUCCGACGGUACCGUUCAACGUCGACUGGUACCGAGAGCCACAACGGCAGCCCAUCAAGAAUAGCCAACGUGUCGCUGUGAAAGCCGACGGAACGUUGGAGAUCGUUGAGGUACGCCCGUCGGAUGUCGGGCAGUAUUCGUGCAUUGUGACCUCUCCUGGCGGCAAUGAAACACGCUCGGCCCGUCUAAGUGUGGUUGAGCUUCCGUUCGCACCAACGAAUGUGAAAGCUGUACGUUUGAAUACGGCAACCCAUCGAGCGAUUAACGUUUCCUGGACUCCUGGAUUCGAUGGGAAUAGCGCUGUGCUAAAGUUCAUUAUUCAGAGGCGCGAGGUUCCCGAACUGGAAAUUUCAGGACCACUGCCAGACCCUUUGCUGAAUUGGGUUACCGAACUUAGCAAUGUUUCCGCCGGAUCUCGAUGGAUACUGUUGACAAAUCUAAAGGCAGCCACGGCGUACCAGUUCCGCGUCAGUGCAGUCAAUCGGGUUGGCGAGGGCUCACCGUCGGACCCGAGCAAUGUCAUUAAGCUCCCACAGGAAGAUGAACUGAGGAGGAGAGUUCCUUCUCCUCCAUCGGGACCACCGGUAGGCUUCGUUGGAUCGGCACGGUCAUCUUCCGAAAUCAUCACGCAGUGGCAACCACCUCUGGAAGAGCACAGGAACGGACAGAUCCUUGGCUAUAUCAUUCGGUAUCGUCUUUAUGGAUACAACGCUAGCCCGUGGAACUACCGAAAUAUCACCAACGAAGCUCAACGAAACUACCUCAUCCAGGAACUGAUAACGUGGAAAGAUUACAUCGUCCAAAUAGCUGCCUAUAACAAUAUGGGCGUUGGAGUUUACACAGAAGGAGCCAAGAUCAAAACGAAAGAGGGCAUUCCGGAAGCACCGCCAACAAACGUUCGCGUUAAACCACUCAACUCGACGGCCAUUCGAAUAUGGUGGAAACCUCCCAAUCCCCAGCAGAUCAACGGAAUAAACCAGGGAUAUAAAAUUCAAGCUUGGAGGUACGAAAUAAUUGACGGAGAAGAACACGAAACGGAAUCCAAAAUGAUUACCGUUCCGCCGAGUCUGCUGGAUCCGUUGGCCGAACAAAAUACGAUCAUGUCUGGACUUGACAAAUUUACGAUCUACAACGUAACGGUACUGUGCUUCACCGAUCCGGGAGAUGGCGAACGCAGCUUCCCGAUCGAAGUUAAAACCAAAGAAGAUACCCCGGAUGAGGUGAGCUCGCUACAGUUUGACGACGUAUCCGAUCGAGAGGUGAAGGUCAUGUGGACUCCACCGAAACAGAUAAACGGCGUUCUGACGGGUUAUCGGGUCAAGUAUCAGAUCAAAGAUAAACCGGCUACGCUGAAGGAGCUUAACACCAAUGCCAACACGACAAGUCUCAAGGUGGUCAAUCUGGUUGCAACUACACACUAUUGGUUUGAAGUGACCGCCCUGACUGCAGUUGGGGCAGGUCUUUCGAGGUCGGCCAUAAUACAGUCCGGCGUUGAACCCGUCCUGCCUCACCCUCCGUAUCAGCUAGCUCUGUCCAACAUAGAGGCAUUCUCUGUGGUGAUUCAAUUUACACCUGGAUUUGACGGAAAUUCCUCCAUCACCAAGUGGACCGUCGAAGGACAAACUGCCCGAAACCUAACGUGGUUCACGAUCUACGAAGUUCACGAUCCGGAUGCAUCGACACUGACCGUAACGGGGUUGACUCCUUUCACGCCAUAUCGACUUAGGAUAAUCGCGUGGAAUGUUGUUGGACCAUCCGAACCUUCCGAACCAACCAAAGACUUCCAGACGAUCCAGGCACGACCGAUGCAUCCACCGUUGAACGUCACCGUUCGAGCGAUGAGUGCAACAGAGCUACGAGUUCGCUGGAUUCCUCUGCAGCAAACGGAAUGGUUCGGCAAUCCACGCGGUUACAAUGUCACUUACAGGAAUGUUAACGAAAAAGCUCUGAUUUCGGCGUUCAGCGUGAUCAUAGAAGAUCCGACGGCAAACUCCCAUGUACUGGAUAGUUUGGAAGAAUGGUCUGUCUACGAGAUAUUCAUGAGUUCGGUCAACGAAGUAGGACAGUCCAACGAAAGCCCUCAUGCCUUCGAAAGAACCAGGGAAGCGGUUCCAUCAUUUGGUCCACUCGGCGUGGAAGCUAACGCAACUUCAUCGACGACGAUCGUAGUAAAAUGGGCUGAAGUACCGAAAGAACAUCGGAAUGGACAGAUCGAAGGAUUCAAAGUUUUCUACGGUUCGGCUGGUAGAACGCAUGUUCUCCAUAAAACCAUAGCCAGUAACGCAACCUACACAACAACGUUAACUGAACUGAAGAAGUUUGUGCAGUACGAUAUUCAGGUACUUGCCUACACUCGGCUAGGGGAUGGAAUGUUGAGUUCACCUCCGGUUAGGGUUCAAACAUUCGAAGAUACUCCGGGGGCGCCAUCGAAUGUAUCUUUCCCCGAUGUUUCGUUCAGUAUGGCACGCAUAAUCUGGGACGUUCCCGAAGAACCGAACGGUGAGAUAUUGGCCUACAAGGUUACGUAUCUGCUGAAUGGAUCCGGAAGUUUGAACUUCAGUCGUGAGUUUCCUCCAUCCGAUAGAACUUUCCGUUCCACUCAGUUGCUCGCCGAACGGUACUAUCUGUUUAGUGUAACUGCCCAAACCCGGCUUGGAUGGGGCAAAACAGCAGCCGUGCUCGUUUAUACUACCAAUAAUCGAGAGAUUCCCCAAGCUCCUUCGUCACCUCAAAUCUCGAGAUCUCAAGUGCAAGCUCAACAGAUAACGUUCAGUUGGACUCCAGGCCGAGAUGGUUUUGCACCGCUUCGUUAUUACACUGUGCAAUUCCGGGAAAACGAAGGACCUUGGACGUUGAUUCCGGAGCGAGUUGAUCCAGCUGUUACGUCCUAUACGGCAGUUGGAUUGAAGCCGCACACUCUGUACCAAUUCCGAAUACAAGCCACGAAUGACAUUGGUCCUUCAGCUUUCAGCAAGGAAAGUAUCGAGGUUCGAACGUUACCGGCAGCUCCAUCGGAGGGUAUUACCAAUCUCAAGGUGGUUCCAAUAACUACAACAAGUGUGAGGGUUCAAUGGAACACUUUAAGAAAAGCUUUGUGGAAUGGAGAUGCAAGUACUGGCGGCUAUCGCAUACUCUAUCAACCGAUUUCCGAUUUCCCAUCGACGUUACAAAGUAUCCCAAAACUGGAUGUCAUGGGUGUAGAGCAGGAGUCCGCUAUUUUGAAGGACUUAACACAGGAUCGGAAUUACGAAAUUAUUGUGCAGCCAUUUAACUCACAGGGUUCGGGACCUCCAACACCGCCGGUAGCCGUCUACGUUGGUGAAGCCGUACCCACUGGAGAACCUCGGGGUAUCGAGGGAGCACCGGUUUCAUCUACUGAAGUUCGCCUCCGCUGGAAAGCUCCUCAGCAGAGUAUGCAAAAUGGAGAGUUGCUGGGAUACAAAAUCUUCUAUUUGGUAACCGAUUCACCACAGGAGCUCGAGGAGGGCCGAAAACACGAAGAAGAAAUAGAAGUCGUUCCUGCAUCCUAUACUUCGCAUAGUUUGGUUUUCCUGGAUAAGUACACCGAGUACCGGAUUCAAAUUCUGGCCUUCAAUCCCGCUGGUGAUGGACCACGGUCAACACCGAUUACGGUGAAAACUCUGCAAGGACUUCCCGGUCCGCCAAGUAGUCUUUCAUUUUCAGAUAUCACUAUGAAUAGUUUGAAGGUCGGCUGGAACCCACCGAAGAAGCGAAACGGAGAAAUACUUGGUUACAUCGUAACCUACGAAACGACCGAGGAUAAUGAAAAAUUCAGCAAACAGGUGAAACAAAAAGUGUCCGGAACCAGUUUGCUCAUACAGAAUCUGGAGGAAGAAGUCACCUACACCUUCACGGUUCGUGCGCAAACAAUCGAUUACGGUCCGGCGCUGAGUGGUAACGUGACGACCGGUCCGCAGGAAGGCUCCCCCGUAUCACCGCGUGACCUUUUGCUAUCCAAAUCGCAAGCCAGCGUUGACAUGUCUUGGCUUAACGGCCCUUCCGGGAAGGGACCCAUACUGGGUUACUAUAUCGAAACGAAAAAACGAGAUAUGGAACACUACUAUAAUUACGACUCCCGAUGGGAAACGGUCGCCCGCACAACCAACGGACCAAUCCAGGAGUUCACGGUUAGCUUCCAAAGUUUGCUACCAUCGACGGCAUACAAAUUCCGAGUGAUAGCCUAUAACCGGUACGGUAUCAGUUGUCCGGUCUAUUCGGAUGAUGCCAUUCUAACUCCAUCGAAGCUUUACCUCGAGUACGGCUAUCUACAGCAGAAACCAUUCUAUCGGCAAACCUGGUUCAUGGUGGCACUGGCGGCAACCUCGAUCAUCAUUAUCAUCAUGGUGAUUGCGGUCUUGUGUGUGAAAAGUAAAAGCUACAAGUACAAACAAGAAGCACAGAAAACACUGGAAGAAUCGAUGGCUAUGUCGAUUGACGAGCGCCAAGAACUGGCGCUGGAAUUGUAUCGAUCCCGUCAUGGUGUGACAAGUGCCAAUGGCACGCUCAACGGUACCGGAACCCUGGGACGACGUACGGGAACCAUUAUGGGUUCCCGGAAACCACAGACAUCGGCUGCUGCGGCAGCUUCUCUGGGGAAAUCUCCUCCAAGACCAUCUCCGGCUUCGGUGGCUUAUCACAGCGAUGAGGAAAGUCUCAAGUGCUAUGAUGAGAAUCCCGACGAUAGUAGCGUUACGGAGAAGCCGUCUGAGGUCAGCUCUAGUGAUUCGCAGGCCUCAGAAAGCGAAAACGAAAGCGUUCGCUCCGAUCCGCACUCAUUCGUGAACCACUACGCGAAUGUGAACGACUCGCUGCGGCAAUCCUGGAAGCGACAGAAACCGGUGCGCAACUAUUCCAGCUACACGGAUUCCGAACCCGAGGGAUCGGCGGUGAUGAGUUUGAACGGUGGUCAAAUCAUCGUCAAUAACAUGGCUCGAUCGCGGGCUCCACUGCCCGGAUUUAGCUCAUUCGUAUGACCUACGUCUUGCGAGGGGAUCAUCGACGAGCUGGACGCAAAGCUGAAGGCCAGAAGCAACGGGCACGCGAACGGAACCGUGGCUACCGGGUGUGGUGCCCAUUCUGGUAUCAGCGGUAGCAAAAGCGAAAAUCAGCUGUCCUGACGUGAGCUGAAAAUCGAUGAAUUUCAUGCCAGAGCUAGCUGUAGGAAACUUGUUUGUGAUACAAAUGUUUUACAUCUGAAAAUUUAGAGUGAGUGAGGUGUUUGCGUGGGUCUGAAUUUGGACGGAGGGAUGAAUGGUAAUGCGAACCAGUUUUUCUUUUUAAAUUAUCAUAUAGGGAUGAUGAGAUUCUAUCAAAGAAACACACAUGCCAUUUUUGAGUGUGCGAUAAGAGUUCGCAUAUAAUCUGCUCCUUGAGAGAAAAGCAUAAUCAAAAAUAUGACUGAUUUUUAUUCUUUACUGUAGAAUAUUUGAAUUUAAGUAAGGCAGUAUCAAAUGGCUACUUUUGUAUCAGCUUAGCCGUCGAUCGUUUCGAUUUUAGUGAAUAUUAUUUAAUUGAAGAACUGAUACAAACAUUACACGCUGUUGUACAAUACCGAACAGAAAACAAAAAAAAAAAAGAAAAUAGAUGGAAUAUGCUGAAAGUUAGUAUAGGUUAAGGGAAACCAAAUUAUUGACGUUUCAAAUGCACUAAUUCAUAAACAAACAAAAAUGAAAAUGAAAAAAAAAAGAAAAGUUCUAGGUGCAAUACGCAUAAGAUAAAAUGUCAUUCGAUCUCAAAAAGAAUAGAAAAAAAGGCACAAAUAAGCGUACGACCCAGUCUCGUUUUUUUUUGGUAUUCUAAUUUGUUCAGGAUAAGCAUUUAUUCUUGUAACUUUCCUACUUCGCCUAUUUCUGCCCCACAAAUAGUUUUCGUAAUGAGAGCAGUUCUAGGAAAUAACCAGCAGCAAAAUGUGGCAAAAUCUAGAUGGAUUUGCUCCGAUUUGGACAAAACUUUGUAGGUGUCUUCCGCAUGGCUAAUCAUUAAAUGUUUUACACGGUCGGAGAGAAUAAUUUUUAAAUAGAGUAAAUGUUUUUAGUAUGAAAUUUUUCAGACCCUCACAACUUAGAAACUGUUAAUAGUAGAAAGAAUGUGUCCAAAAAAGUGGUAGGAAAUUUUUCGGUUACUCUAAAAAAACUGUACACUGAUAAAAAAAAAAUCAAACUCUGUUUCAAAAAUUUCAAAAAAAAGUUUCCGAAAUUGUUGAUUCGAUAUUUUCAAGCCUGUCACGCUUAGCAGACAUGAAGUAAAUGACACUUAUGUUUAAAUAAGUGAUUUGUAAAAAAGCAUUUACUUUCCGUUUAUUUAGCGGUUUAUAUUGAACCGCGAGGUGGCGUUAACAGUUCAACAUAAGCUGCUAAUGCACUGGUGAAUAAAAGACGAAACGCAAAACAAACUUGAACAUUAUUGCACCGGUCAAAAGCAAGAAAUUUGCUCAUAGUAUCUUUUCUCCUAAAAGUAGCUGUUCUGGGGAUAUUCAGACAAGAAAUGCAAAAAAACUCAAAUUCUUUUUGAAUUGUGUUGUUUCUCGUCUCAUCGUUGUAGCUCGGAAACUGUUGGUUUUUUAAAGGAUGGUGUUGAAGAAGAAGCUGUAGGAAAUCGUGUUAUAAUUAGCAAUCGUAGUUCUUUGAAUAUAUCUCUAAAUAUAUAUUGAAGAUCUCUCUAAAUAUCUUGAAGAUGGUCUAUGGGUCAAAAUUCGCAAAAUCGCCCAGCAAAAAUGACUACGACUAUUUGAAUUUUUUUGCUAAAAGUUAUUGUAGAAUAAAAUUUUUGUGUUCAGCUUCCGACCAUGAUUAGGCAAAAGCCAGAAUCAAUAAAAUAAAAAUUGUAAAAUGAAAUUUUUCGUCACAUUUUCUACAAAAUCAUACCAUUCUUUAACAAAUAAACAAAUUCGAAUGAAAGCUUUACAAAUCGCAGAUAAUGCACUGAGGUCUUUUUUUACGCGAGACAGCAAAAAAACGCGUAACUUCGGAAAUCCGCUUAAAAAACGCAAAACCAAAGAAAACUUUUUCCUAAGUCAAAUAUCUUAGAAAUGAAAGUAUCAAAAACAAUUUUUUUUUAAAACAAUUGAAAAUUUUCUAAGUGUGAGAGUUGGCCUCAAUAAAAUUUCGGAAUAAUACCAGAUGUCGAUGUUUCAUGGAUUUCUAGGACAAAACAAGAAAAUCGGAGAACUUUGAAAAUUCAUGUAAAAAACAGCGUAAAUCCGCGUAAAAAAUCGCAUAGAAAACGGCGUAAAGUCUUCAGCGUACAACAAAUUUAAACUUAUUAAAUAAAAAUGAAUCUUUUUCCUUGAUUGUUUUAUACAAUUUUUGAAAACAAUUGAUUUUUUUUAAUUUAUUUGUUGAAAAAUGGCAUGAUUUUGUUGAAAAUGUGAUAAAAACUUUCACGAAAACUUUUUAGAAAAAAAUUUUUUCGUUGUCUUUUUGAGAAUGUCAAAAUUGGAGUGCCUAUAACCAGAGUGGCGACAGCUGUUUGUUUGGAAUGACAGCUUUGUUAGAAACGGGCAAACGACCUGUCAAAUACAAUGUAAAGCUCACGAAUGAGAUGUCGUCAUUCUGUUUCUAAGCACUCUAGUCACUGUAAGGAUCAAAUAGAAUCGAAUUAUACACACUUGAACAUAAUAUAAAAACAGUAAUGUUUUUCUGGGCGAUUCACGAAUUCUGACCGUAUGAGCAAAUUUAUUGCAUCUGAUCUGCAGAAUCACAUUCUAUUUGUUGUACAAAAGACUAUUUUUCAACAUGAGCUCAAAGUUAGAUAAAUACCUAAAAAUUAUUUCAUCUGUAACUUCUUCACUUUAUAAUUCACACUAAUCAAAUGUGGAUUUUUAUAUUGUGUUAAAAUUAAUUUAAAACAGAUUUAAAGAGAGGUUAUUUUUAAUUCGUUUAUUUCGGUUAAUUAUUCUAAUUGUUGAAAAACCAUUCGAUUUUUUUUCUCAGUGUAUAUUUAGUAGAAUAGCCUAUCUGUAUCCUACAACUUCUUCUCCGACACAUUUUUUCCACAGUUUGCAGUUUCCUGGCUCAGCAGAGAUGCCAGAUCUCGUAUAUAGUGCUGCAGACUAUUGAAAAUCUAUAUGUUUGCAGAUUUUUGUCAAAAUUUACAGACUUUAGAAAUGGCCGUUUUUUUUGUUAACCAAGUCAGUUUAGCGUAUCAUAUUUUAUAGAGAAAUUGCUGGCUGCAAGAGAUACUUUUAAAAGAAAUUGCUCACUGUAGAUAUUUUUUCGGAUUUACAGACUCUUGCCACCCUGUCUGAAGAUAUUUGAAAUUUUUUACCAGGCAUCUCUACUCUUCAGUCGAAUUGGUGGUCUCUCCACUCAAUAAAAAAAACGGCUUUGUCAUAUUGAAGACGUGUGCUAAGUUUUAUUUGAAUCGAAGUAUAAGGAAAUCUAAUGACCUGCUACAAAUUUCUGAAAUUGCUCAUGAACUGUAAAAGUAUUAACAAAACAAUCGAUGGUUGGUAGCAUAAUAGAGCCAUAAUUUUGUGGCGAUAAUUUGAAAAAACUGCAAGUUUUAGUUAUCGCCAUACUCUUAAACUUAAAAGUAACGGAAGACGAAACACUGUAACAGAAAAAAAAAUCCACUGCCACUUUCAAUUCCAUGCGUGUAUUUUAUUAUAACCACAAUUUACAACCCUCCAAGGCCAUGGAACAUUAACUGUUGCCGCGAUGGAUGCAGAACCAAAUGAUCCCUGUUCUGGGUAGGGUAACAGAAACAGUACGUUUACAGUACGAAGUAGUGCAACCGUUUUUUAUUGUGAAUAUUUCCAUCCUAAAUUUAUGGUUAUGUUAUCGGUUUCUGCAAGACUGUUGAAGCUCUGACGAUACCUAUUUCCAGUUGCCUUAUCAUACUAACAUAACAUUAACCACUAUUAGCGUUCUUAGCGAUUCUUCGAUGAACAUGUGCAUUUUAUGUUCCCACGCGAUUAACAGAAUAAAACUAACAUAUGUACAUAUAAAAAGGUGAUCGUUAUACGAACAAAUCAAAUCAACCAAUUCUUAGUUGAGCAUAGUUUAGUACUAGUUGGAAAGAGAAUAAGGUACCAUCUACGAAGCCAUGCGGCUUUUCACGAGUCCGAAGAAAUUAUUUGUGUAUAACAACUACUUACAUUCAGUGAUCAAACAAAUUCAAGUGUGAAUGUAUUCCUUUGUACAAAAUCUAUAAAGUAGAACUGUAAAUUAUAAUAAGACUUCUAAAUAUUUUAUAUAGCUAGAAAAAGAAUAAGAAAAUUUAUUGUGGUAUGAGAGAUACUGAGAUCCAACAAAUUUGUACCUAGAAAGAACCAGAAGAAAAUUCAAAACAGAAAAUAAAAUACUUGUUAAAGAAAAAAAUAAAUAAAGCUAGCACAAUAGAUGGAAAAAUGAACACAAACACACCCACGAAUCUACGAAUAUCAAUACAAUCGAAUACACAAUCGUUUUUACCCUGAAUCACGCGCUGCUACUACUCUUAGUCACGAUAUAAAAACUGCCUUCACAGUACAUUUGUGUAAUCAGUAAUGAACAGAGAAAAAAACUAGUAGUGAACUAUGUCAGAUCUACUUAAUCCGUUGUUACUACUACAUAGAACAAUACAAAUGAUGCCACUGUAAGCAUUCGUAAAAAAAAUGUGUAUCAGAAAUAUAAUAGUGAAAAAUAA